AUGUCUUCACAACCGCCUCUUCCGCUCCCGCCAUGGCUGCCCCCCCAGCUCUCUCAAUCGCAAUCUCCAACGCUCCACGCACUCAGCUCGUCUCUCCUCCCUCACCUCCUCGCCGCAAUCUCUCAGAUUGGCGCCUCGCUGCGCACCUCGCACCACGUAGCGCUUGCCGGAUCGGCGAAUCCCUUCGGAGAUGACCAGCUCAACGUCGACGUCGCAGCCGAGAAUGCGGUCCGCGCCGCGCUGGCAAAGUGCCCGCUCGUAGUGGCUGCAAGCAGCGAGGAAGACCCGGAAGAGAAGCAAGUUCACCAGACAGCAGACGUUACUUCUUCGGAUGAGAGAUUCUCAGUGGCGUUUGAUCCUCUCGACGGCAGCUCCAUCAUCGGCGCAAACUGGUCCGUGGGCACAAUCCUCGGCAUCUGGAAAGGCGACACCGCACUCGGCAAGACCCCCAGCAAGGACCAAAUCUGCUCCGUCCUGGGCGUCUACGGGCCGCGAACGACGGCCAUUGUGGCUGUGCGCGAGAAUCCGCAAGAUGCCGGCCUGUGCUUUGAGCUGGGGCUGGACGACAGCGGCUCCAGCAUCGAGCUCGUCCGGCCAGACGUGAAGCUCUCCUCGCCGCCCUACAAGACGCGGUACUUUGCGCCGGCCAAUCUCCGCGCCGCUGCAGAGUCGCCUGCCUACGCCUCGCUCAUUGCGUCUUUCAUCAAGGAAAAGUACACGCUUCGGUACAGCGGGGGGCUUGUGCCGGAUCUGGGCCACAUUCUUACCAAAGGUCACGGCGUGUACAUUUCGCCUGUGACGCAGACGAGCAAGGCGAAGCUGAGGAAGUUGUAUGAGCUGUUUCCUGUGGGGUUGGUGGUGGAGUGUGCUGGGGGAAAGGCGGUGGACGAAGAUGGGAGGGAUGUGUUGGAGAAGGGGGUGGAGGGAUGUGAUGAGAGGGGGGGAAUCAUUUUUGGAAAUACGGAUGAGGUUGAAAAAGUGGUCAAGGUGCUGCUGGGAUGAUGGGCCGGACUGAUGGAUGUAUGGCCUUGAGAGUUUAAAUCAGCUGCAAGGAGCAUAUAAGUGUAUAUCAACUCAUAAACAUUAACCAAAUUCGUCCGCUAGCUAUGAUACUACAUGGUCGUGUAAACAUCAAAGAAGAGAGCAUGUUUAUAAAAUCAUUUUGAACUCGGGGUCACGAUCAUCACCACAGCCGGCAUACUGGUCGUAUUUCCCGGCCUUUUUGUCUCUGUUAACCUUGGAUAGCCAGAGCACGUUGACCAA
Messenger RNA from Trichoderma atroviride IMI 206040, 1263 nucleotides. The record is from RefSeq and is a predicted model, not a curated record. Lineage: Eukaryota; Fungi; Ascomycota; Sordariomycetes; Hypocreales; Hypocreaceae.